AUGAGUACGUACACAGUGACUCUGAAUGGCCCUGCUCCAUGGGGCUUCAGACUACAGGGAGGAAAGGACUUCAAUAUGCCACUCACCAUCUCCAGGAUAACUCCGGGCAGCAAGGCAGUGGGCGGCAGCUUGGCCCAGGGCGACAUCAUCUCAGCCAUUGACGGGGUCAGCACCGAGGGGAUGACACACCUGGAGGCCCAAAACAAGAUCAAGUCUGCCUCCACCAAACUGUCACUCACCAUGCUGAAAUCAAGACGUCCUGCACCAGUUCCCACAGCAACUCCAAGAAUGGACUCACCCAUGCCAGUCAUCCCCCACCAGAAGGUUAUCGCAAACACAGCUGCAAAUGUGGAGUACACUCCCAGCUUCAACCCCAUAGCUCUGAAAGACUCAGCCCUGUCUACCCACAAGCCCAUUGAGGUGAAGGGUCCGGGGGGAAAGGCAACCAUUGUUCACGCCCAGUACAACACACCAAUCAGCAUGUACUCACAGGACGCCAUCAUGGAUGCCAUUGCAGGACAGUCGCAGGCCAAGGGACACGACAGUGGAGCUCUGCCUGUUAAGGACCCUGUGGUAGACUGUGCAUCUCCGGUUUACCAGGCAGUGAUCAGACCAGGAGAGACAAACCAGGACAUGUCUGAAUGGGCUCGUCGUGCUGCCAACCUGCAGUCCAAGAGCUUCAGGAUCCUGGCCCACAUCACUGGCACUGAAUACAUGCAAGAUCCAGAUGAGGAAGCUCUGCAGAAGUCGAGAGAGAGGUUUGAGUCGGAGGUGAAAGGGCCCCGCUUUGCCAAGCUGAAGAACUGGCACCACGGACUGUCUGCACAGAUCCUCAAUGUCCAGGAAUAAAGAGAAGCAGGAGAGAAAGCGAGAGAGAGGACAUGUAAAGGAGGACAUGGACAAAAGCACAGGAGUUAACAGGAAGAGGGAUAAAUUAUGGAGGGGAAAAGGAAAAAGAGCAGGAGGAGGCGGAAACUCCUCAGGAAUGCGAGAUAGUGUUGUAGGCUAGAUAAGCAGAAUGUGAGAUACUAACUGUUAGUGUGAGAAUGCAAUGUGUUCAUAAGCUCAAUAUUACCUGUCAAAUGUAUCUGUCCGCUGCUAAGACCUGAUCUCGCAUUUGGGUUUUUUCUUUCUUUCUUUUUUUCCUGUUUAUUUGGGUUUUAAAUGAAAGGGAAAUUGUACAAAAAAGUAUUCAAGUGAAAAUGCAGAGCUGAUGAUGUUUCUUGUAGUACAUUAACCACAUUCACAAAAGUAUGAAUUUUAACACUAAAAAAACAUGCUUGCGAGAAAGACAAACACACACACACAUAGAGAUUUACCUACAUGCACAAAUGCAAUAUGUAAAAAAAUGCACUCAAAAAUGUACUGAUUUCAAUGUGAAUAAAUGUUUUAUUAAAA
Messenger RNA from Micropterus dolomieu (smallmouth bass), 1398 nucleotides. RefSeq names its product LIM domain binding 3b (gene ldb3b). The coding region runs from base 1 to 849 and encodes 282 amino acids. The transcript has 8 exons. Lineage: Eukaryota; Metazoa; Chordata; Actinopteri; Centrarchiformes; Centrarchidae. Gene Ontology annotation, biological process: heart development; actin cytoskeleton organization; muscle structure development. Gene Ontology annotation, molecular function: actin binding; muscle alpha-actinin binding. Gene Ontology annotation, cellular component: adherens junction; filamentous actin; Z disc. The record is from RefSeq and is a predicted model, not a curated record.